Molecule: messenger RNA, 1164 nt
Organism: Camelina sativa (false flax)
Lineage: Eukaryota; Viridiplantae; Streptophyta; Magnoliopsida; Brassicales; Brassicaceae
Source: RefSeq, a predicted model, not a curated record
AUGAAGGUUGUUCUGUUUCUGAAUGGACUAGCUAGGGAAUAUGACCCUAUUGCUACUGUUAUCCAGAGUUCUCUGUCUCGUUUACCGGCUCCUACAUUUAACGAUGUGGUUCUUGAGGUCUCUAGUUUCGACUCGAAGUUGCAGUCGUAUGAAUCUGCUUCAGAUGUCUCGCCAAAUCUAGCUUUUCAAGCUCAAAGGGGUGGUUUCUCUGGCUAUCGUGGUCGAGGAUCGAACUCUCGUGGUCGAGGAGGUCGCAACUUCUCUACUCGUGGUCGUGGUUUCUCUCAACAGGUCAACAACUCUGGUUGGAAUCAGUCUCAGUCUGGAGUAUCUAACAACAUUCGUCCUGUGUGUCAAAUUUGUGGAAGAGUUGGUCAUGUUGCUCUUAAGUGCUGGAACAGGUUUGAUAACACUUAUCAGAGUGAUGACGUACCACAGGCUCUUGCUGCUCUUCAGGUCUCAGAUAGUUGUGGUCGAGAGUGGGUUACAGAUUCCGGUUCCUCUGCACAUGUUACGUCUACACCAAAUCAGUUGUCUGCAGUUACACCCUACAAUGGCCCAGAGACUGUAAUGGUUGGUGAUGGGGCUCAUCUUCCCAUUACUCAUGUUGGUUCCACGACACUCACCACGAAUGCAGAAAGUGGUGACCAAAGGACCUCGUCGUAAGACUUUGUAUAUGUUGGAGAACAAGGAGUUUGUGGCCCUCUUCUCAAAUAGACAGUGUGCGGCAAGCGACAUGGUGUGGCACCAACGUUUAGGACAUGCAAACUUUCAAGUUCUUCAGCAUUUAAGGAACAGCAAGGCGAUAACAAUUAAUAAGAGCAGCACUUCUCCUGUUUGUGGACCUUGCCAAAUGGGAAAGAGUAGUCAAUUACCGUUUUUUAAUUCUGAGUCUCAUUCAAAAGAACCCAUUGAUCGAAUUCAUUGUGAUCUUUUGGGACCCUCUCCAGUUGUAUCAGUUCAAGGCUUCAAAUAUUAUGCAGUUUUUGUUGACAAUUUCUCUCGUUACUCUUGGCUAAUUCCAUUAAAGAGGAAGUCUGAUUUCUAUGAUGUGUUUCUGGUCUUUCAAAAACAAGUUGAAACUCAGUUUGCCAAGAAAAUAAAGGUUUUUCAGAGUGAUGGAGGAGGAGAGUUCAUGAGUACACGGUUCAGGAAGCAUUUACA